Labeo rohita (rohu) is the source of this 8556-nucleotide messenger RNA. RefSeq names its product proline rich 12b (gene prr12b). The record is from RefSeq and is a predicted model, not a curated record. Lineage: Eukaryota; Metazoa; Chordata; Actinopteri; Cypriniformes; Cyprinidae.
CCCCUCCCCGCCUCCCCUCUGUAUCCUCCAUCUCCCCCUCCUCCUUCUCCUCCCUCCAUUCCUCUCCCCCUCUGUGCUGGUCCUAUUCUUGAGGACUUGCUUGUGAAACGGGAGAGAUAAACAGACAUUGAGCGCAGAGGAAAGGACACGGGGAGAGAUAGUGUGUUAGAAUUUAGGAAAUACCUCCCUCCCCUUCCCCCUGUCUAUCUCUCCAUCUUCAUCCCUUGUCUCUUCUUUAAUGGAUAGAAAUUAUCCUGGCACAGGAUUCGGUGAUCUGGGCGCUGGAACGGGAUGGAGUUACGAGAGAUCGGCGAAGGCAAGUUUGGUUUAUGGGAGCUCCAGAUCCUCCCAUCCAGACUCAGAACUCCUCCACCGUCAACCUUAUGCCACACCACACCCACUGCAAGGAUAUGCAACAAAUCAUCAUCCAGGCACUUCUGGACAAGGUGGAGCAUGGGGCACAGGAAGGAGCUUAGGGCUCUCAGGCUUGUUUGAUACUGGACUACAUCAUGCCAGUCCCUCAGGACCAGAUGCUUCAGUUAUGAACUUGAUCUCUGCUUUGGAAUCCCGAGGUGCUCAGCCACCCCCCUCUGCCUCUUCCCUUCUCUCCCAAUUUCGCACCCCCUCCUGGCAAACUGCAAUGCAUACUCCAGCCCCUGCAGAGCUAUUCAUUUCUGGUGCGCUACCUGGCUCUGGCUCAUUUCCCUCUUCCUCUGCUCUGUCGGCAUAUCAGCACCCUGCAUCCUUCUCAGGGCGCUCCUUCCCUGGAGUGACCCCAUCAUUAUCUCUGCAGGACACACCUACCUUCAGUCCUACUUCCAACGGUCUCCUGUCACCACAUGAUCCUUUGCUACACAUUAAAACUCCCUCCCAGUCAAGUCUUGGCUUUGACCGUCUUCUGUCUUCACAGAGUGGGACUGCUUCAUAUAGAGGGCCACAAGAGCCCACUAGUGCUCCUCCACCACAAGCACCUGCAUCCUCCUCAACACGCCAUUUACCCCCUCAGUUUAACCUGCUGUCCUCACAGCUGCAGGACCAGUCCUCUCAACUCUACAAUUCCUCUGUUUUUUCCUCUGGACCCCCUCAACCGCCACAGUCCCAGGAAAGAGCCAUCCCUAGGCAAGACAGUGUGAUCAAGCACUUCCAGAGAUCUUCUCCUGGACAGUCUCAACUCUCCUCUACCACACCUCAUCCCCUGCAACACUUUCUUAGUUGUGGUGCAUCAGGAUACCAGCAGAUACCCCAUCAUCGGCAUGGUUCCUCCAUAAACUGUAGCCCACUGGGUGAGCAGAGUCCAUCAUCUGACCCCAAACCCUCUCCCCGAUCAGAGCAGGUUUAUCGUCCUAUUAUCCAGCCCCCGUACACCUCCUCUUCAGUCUCCUCCUCAGCUGGCUCGGGUGGUGGUAUUGGGAAAACAGGAAAAAGUUCCAGUUCAAGUAGUGGCUACUCCUCCUCUGGCUCUUCCUCAUCGCGAACCCCUCACACUCCUCCUUCAGCUUCUUCCACCUCUUCUUCUUCCUCCUCUGCCUCUAAUCCUAAUGUAUCAUCCAGUACAUCCUCUGCAUCCUCAAGGCAACAACCACCACCCCAGUCAGCACCGCAACCCCCGCCACCUCCACCACCAACAGUGUCAUCCUCUGCUACACAGCAGCAGCCACCCAAACCUUGCCUGUCUACAUAUGGCUCUCCAGUUGCUCCUGUCAAACCAACUGCUGGCCUACCUGGUCAAACCCCACCCCAGCAGCAGUCCUAUUCACCAAGCCAGCCACCCACCUCUCACUUGCCCCAGCCAUAUGGAGGAUUCAGUUCUCCACAGGCUCAGGAUCUUGGUUCCAGCCUUGGGGGGUCAGGAAAAGCUUAUGGAAAUCUUGGAGCUACAGGGCGCUCAUUUUCAGCUGAGGUGGUCUAUGGCUCUGAAUCAGGAUAUGGUUCUUUACCACCAUCUCUCGGAGGAGCAGGAAGUCCCUCACUGGGCUAUGCUGGCACAGGACAUUCACCUGCCCUAAUGGUGUCUGGAGGUGGUACCGGUACAACAAGCAGUACCACCGGGUCCGGAGCAGGUAGUUCAGGAAGUGUGGGAGGUGGUUCAGGUGGUGGUAGUGCUAGUGUAGCAAGUGGUGGAGGAUCAUACCACCUCCCAGAUUCCAGCCCUUCGCCCUCAAGUAAUUCUGGAAUAAUCCGGCCAGGUCUGCAUUCCCCUGCCCCAGCUCGCCCUGCACAAUCACCUGGAGGAAAUGGGGGCAACAAAUACAUAUCCUCAGUUCUUUCCCCACCAUUCCUGGCUUCUCCACAAGGAUACUCAGACACGAGGGUGCCACCCCAGCAAACACAGUCUUAUCACACAACACCGCCAAAAUCUAAGUCUGAUACUGAUAUGCUUGGGGUAGAAAGAUCUCAAGAGGAGGAUGAAGAAGAUGAGGAUGACUUUUUGAUUCAGCACUUAUUGCACUCACAAAGUCCAGGACCCAAUCCCCCCCAGCAUCAUUCUCAACAAGCUCAGCAAGUAGCCUCACAACAACCACAGUCCCAGUCCAUUUCCCAGAGUAGAGAUGGAGGAAAGUCUCUCUCCACUUAUGAACUGAACAAGGCAUCUGAAGAACGUUAUCAUCUACAGAGUGUCAUUCGAACAAAUAAUACCACCAACAAUGUGGCUUCAGUUGCUGCUGGCUCUUGUGGUCCAAGCACAGGUUUAGAGAACCAGUUGGAGAUGUCUCUGAAAAAGCAGCAACAGACUAAACCUGACAGAGUGCUUGCUGGAGCUGGUGCAACUGGAGGUCGAGGUGCAGUUGAUUCUUUGUCGCAUACUCAUUCUCAUGGUCAGCAUGAUUCCCUUGGUUCAGUGGUCCACUAUGGCAGAGGAGACCCUUACACUCAUCAGACACAUCAGCAUCACCCUCCUCACCCAUCACACUCGCAACACCCUCAGCAUUCACAGCACUCUCACCCCCAUUCAAUGUCCCACUCACAUAUAGAUCUUAAGAAAGCUCAGGAUCCUUCAGAAUUGCCCUACCUACGAAAGACUCCAGACUUACAGCAGCGACAGACCCAGUCCUCCCUUGGACUAAUGGAUUCUCCACCCGACCCAUCUCAGCAAACCUCCCAGGCUCACCUUCUCCAGUCUGUCCUUUCGCAUACCACUCGAAACAAGAUGGACAACCAUCAGACUCCCCCACAGCAACAACACCCAAUGAGUCAACAAGCCAUGAUUGGACCAAGUGGAGGAUUAAGUACUGGUGGCUCUGGAGGCGUAGACACUCAGCCACAGGCAUCUCAACUUCAACUCCAGCUCCAGUCCCAAGGUAUGGAGGUCCACUAUGGACGUGAGGCUCAGCGAAACCAAAGCCAGUCAAGUCAGAAUUCUGUUUCACCACUAGACAUGCUAGAGAGAUCUCUCUCCAGGACAAAUAGUCGGGAAGGGCCAGGGCCUUCUGAUAGAGUUGGUGCAGGAGACGGGAGCACCGCUGAUCAUCACAGACAACAGCAUAGAAUGCCCUCCCACCAUCAGUCCCACCACUCUCAACAACCAGCAGCGGAGCUUCAUGAUUUCUUGUCUGAGUCAGAUUUGAGCAUGUCAACCCCCUCUCAUUUGCACCAUAUGGCCUCACACCAUCCACCCCCUCAUGCCCACCAUCAGCCACAGGCACAUUCUCACCAUCAACAUCCUCACCAGCACCCUCACCACAUGCAACCAGCUUCUGGACCUCCACAGCCCCAAUCCCAGCCCAGGGACCAAGAGCCACAGCUCUCACAGCCACAGCUGGAUCAGCUCAAAGAGCAUCAAUACGACACUGGUAGCCCUGUGGGAAAAACAGCUCAGAACCAAGGUCAGAGCCAAGAGCAGCAACAACGGUUCAUGCCUCUGACAUCUAUUUGUUUCCCAGAUUCUCUUCUCCAAGAUGAGGAUCGUUCCUUUUUUCCAGGGAUGGAGGAUAUGUUCUGCUCUGAGGACUACAAGGCAAGUUGUGCUGGAGGAGGUGGAAGUGCAGGACAAGGCGGCCAGGAUGGUGUGCCAGAGGCACGUGGAGCGGUACAAGAUGGAAUGGAUGCAGUUAAAGCUACAGGUGGUGGAGGAGGUGCAUAUGACAUGAUGGGCCACCACAGUGAUCAGGGUUAUGGGCAGUAUUGUCACAGUUUGUCCGAAACUGGUAAUGGUACUAUGCACUUAGAUCUGGACCCCAUGAAAUCCCAUGAACUCCCAUCCACUGUAAACACAGAACAACUAGGCUUAAUUCAGUCUCAAGGCCCAGGCCUUGGGAUGGGCACCACAGGGCACGUAGUGGACGGAACUGGAAACAAAAUGAUGGGCUCUGCAGGUGUAGGUAGUGGUCCUGGCACCGGAGGGCUAACCUCACCAAUCUUUUGCUCCUCUAGACCUAAAAAACUUUUGAAAACAAGCUCAUUUCACCUCCUUAAACAGCGGAAAGACCCUAAUGCCCAAUCACAGGCUAAGAAGAACUAUGCUCAAGAAUAUGAAUUUGAGGAUGAUGAGGAUAAAGCAGAUGUUCCAGCUGACAUCCGCUUAAACAGCAGACGUCUGCCAGACUUGCUUCCUGAUCUCGUUUCCAGUUGCAGAAAGUCUGGAAGUGGUUCAGGAGUUGGCAGUUUAAGCCCUUUGAUGGGUGAUUUAGAUUUCUGCCACCCUUCAGGGUACCAAUCCCUUGGACCUCCUCCACAGCUGCUCCCACAUGAUGGCCCAAAGAAAAGGGGGAGGAAACCCACCAAACCUAAACGUGAAGGUCCACCAAGACCCAGGGGUAGGCCACGUAUCCGGCCUCUUCCUGAGCCUCCAUACUGCAGGAACAUGAUGGGGCCUGGUGGAGAGAGUAAAAGGGGCCGUGGUCGAGGAAGAGGGCGUGGAAGGAAGGAUGAUCAAAUGCUAGAAAUGCACAGAGACAUGAACAAAGGGCAGAACUACCAACAACAAGCACCUCACCUCCAUCAUCAACCACAAUUACAACAGCACAUGCACCACCACCUACAGCAGCAGCAACAGCAGCACCAACCACAACAUAUGCACCAACAGCAGCACCUUCAUGUACAACAACUUCAUCAACACCAUCAACAGCAACACCAUCAACAACUUCCACAGCAUCAGCCUCAGCAACAAUACCAGGAACCCAUCAAACCAAUCAAAAUUAAGCUCCCUAUUCCUUCCAUGCCCUCAUCUGACUCCCUACUGAGGACAGACUCCCUGUCUAGUACAGAUCCAGUUUUGUCUGAUGGUUCGGUAGGAUCUGCACCAUCUCUCGGUCUGAGCCCAGGGCCCACUACCAGUGUGGACAUGAACAGAAUUGACAUGAACAGAAAUGAUAUGAGCUGUGGUCAGGAAAAGAUGAAGCAGAAACCCCAGGAGAUGUCCUGGGACGGAGACAUGGAUGAUCAAAUGACCCCAGAGGCCUGGGCCACCAUGCAGAAGCUUUCUGGCUCAACGGAGGAGAAAUCUUCAGAGCUGAAGUCGGGUUUUAUAACUUCCUUUCUGGAUUUCUUGAAGACGGGGAAGAAGCAGCCAGGCACUGAAGCUGCACCUGUGGACGGAUGCACUUCCACAGAUUCCUCUUCAGUAAAAGGAGGCAUUCGCCCAUUAUCCCCGCAACCUCCUCCUCCUCCACCUCCCCCCUUCGGAGAGAACGAGGGCGAUGGAAGCCUGGGUCUCAGUAACUGUCCGUCCCCCUGCAAAAGACUUGACGAGGAACUCAAGAGGAACCUCGAGACCCUGCCGUCGUUCUCCUCAGACGAGGAAGACUCUGUCAGUAAGAACCAGGACCUGCAGAAGAGCAUCUCAUCAGCCAUUUCUGCCCUCUACGACACGCCCCACAGUCUCGCUGCAGUUCCACCUCCUCCUACGCCAUCGCCGCCCACUCCGCAGACGGUGUCUCUCAACACACCCCCUCCGCCCCCACAACCUGAGCCUAUCCCGCAUGUACACAGCGAGCCUGAGACUGAGAUAAACACGUCACAGGAACUGGAUUCGCUCUCACGGCCCGACCUGCAGGAGGAGGUAUGUGAUCCAGGCAAGGAUGAGGAACGGGAAGAACCUGUGCAGGAGGUACAUGAAGAAAUGCAGCAGAAUGAAGACAGACAGCCUGAAUGUGAGGAGGAAGAAGAGGAGUUGGAAGAAGACAGAAGUGAGAAGGAGGAAGCUGAUCGGAUAAGGACAGAGGAGAGCAAGCCGGAAGACGAAGAAGAAGAAGAAGAAGAAGAUCCUGAGUAUGAAAUGCUGGGUGCUCCCAAGGUUGAUGGAUCUCCCUCUGAGGCUCCCCCUGCGCCCCCUUCUCCUCCAUCUCUUUCUCCUUCACCCCCAACCUCCUCCUCCCCAUCCCCUCUGCCUCCUCCUCCUCUGUCUCUCCCCUCCCCUCUCCCAUCUCAAGAAGAGGAGGAGAGUCUACAGCAGCAGCAGCAGCAACAGCAACAGCCACCACUGCAUAAUUCCCUCCCUCCCAGCCCUUCUCCACCUGCUCUCCCCUCUCCCUCCCCACCUCCGCCCACAUUGCCUCCCUCUGCUACCCCCCCACCGUCCCCCUCUCCACCUCCUCCCGAAGAGCUGCCCCAGUCCUCCCCGGCUUCACCCCCCACCCCCGAAGAUGCCCCGACGCCUCAGAUCACUUCGCUGCACCUGGCUAAGAAACAGUCCAACGCGGCCAUCGCGGGAGAGAGUGAGGAUGAUGACAGUGAGAGUGGGGGGGAGGGGAUCUUCAGAGAGAGGGAUGAAUUUGUGGUGCGCACUGAAGAUAUUGGUACUCUGAAGCUGGCGCUGCAGACCGGACGAGAGCCUCCUCCAAUCUGGAGAGUCCAGAAAGCUCUGCUGCAAAAGUUUGCUCCUGAAAUCAAAGAUGGACAGCGACAGUUUUGCGCCACCAGUAAUUAUUUGGGCUACUUUGGAGAUGCAAAGAUGCGUUAUCAGCGUUUAUAUGUCAAAUUCUUGGAGAAUGUGAAUAAAAAGGAUUAUGUCCGAGUCUGCUCGCGGAAACCCUGGCAUCGGCCCAGUCUCACACUGAGACGCCAGUCGCUUCCUAAGCCACAACCCGUACGCAGCCUGACUCCACCUCGCAUGGAACGAGAGGACAGAGAGAAAGAGCGAGAGAGACAACGAGAAAAAGAGCAACGGGAACAAAGGGAAAAAGAAAAGGAGAAAGAGAGAGAAAGAGAAAAGGAAAGGGAGCGAGAACGAGAGAGAGAACAGAUUGAGAAAUCCAGGAGAGAAAAGGAGAAAGAGAAGGAAAGGGAGAGAGAACUUGAAAAGCAAAAAGAGAGGGAGAAACAAAAAGAAAGGGAAAAGGAGAAACAAAAAGAAAGGGAAAGAGAGAAGGAAAGGGAAAAACAACGGGAGAGAGAAAGGGAAAAGGAAAAACAAAAGGAGAAAGAGAGAGAACGGGAAAGAGAGAGACAAAGAGAAAGGGAGAAGGAGAAGGAGAAGGAAAGGGAAAAACAACGCGAGAAGAAGGAGAAAGAGCGAGAGAAGGAAAAGAAGCUCCAAGAGCGACAAGCUCAAGAGAAGCUGGAGAGGAGAACGGCGGUUGUGGAGCGCGGGAGGGUCAAAGAGGAGAAGAGAGUUGCAGAGAAGAGGGUUGACAGGACGAGGAGCAGACCUGUGAAGGUAAAGGCUGAACCUCCACCUAAAAAGAGAAAGAAGUGGCUUAAAGAAAUGCCCUCUUCCUCAGAUUCGGACUCCUCUCCUGACCCACCCAGUGAAGAUGAAGUAUCCACACGCAGUGGGAUGAACAGUCGGGCCAUGAGAGAGAUGUUCCGCAGUUAUGUAGAGAUGCUGGUCAGCACUGCUCUGGACCCGGACAUGAUCCAAGCUCUUGAGGACACCAAUGAUGAGCUUUAUCUCCCACCCAUGAGAAAGAUUGACAGUAUCCUCAAUGAACAGAAACGAAGGCUGUUGAGAAGGGUCAACAUGAGUGUCCAGCAUCAGGAGGCACUGCACAUGUUCCCUCAAAUGACAGCAGACCCCCUAGACUCUGGAGCGGUUAAAGUGCACCUGGGUGGAGAGAGUUACAACCGCAAAACCCUCAACAGAGUCAAAAGGAGCCUUCCCAAACAACAGGACCUGAAGCUGUCGACAGAGACUUGUCGAAUAUACAGUCUCUAUCACUCUCUCCAUCACUACAAAUAUCACACAUUUCUGCACUGUAAAAAGGAGACGGACAGCAUAGAACAGGCAGCUGAGGAGGAUCCAGGUCAGGAGGAGGUGGUUCAGCAGUGCAUGGCCAACCAGGGCUGGCUAGAGACUCUGUUCAAUUCCUUCAUUGAACUGCUGACGCUCAGCACCAAGGCUUAAGAUUCAGCUGUCGACGUUCCAAGCACGUCCUAUUUGGAGAAAGGAGAAACUCCUCUCUCUCUCGCAAACAAAACCGGUGCACCUCCGGGUUGCAGGAAAAUGAGAUUUUCCUUUGCAGAAUGUGCGAGAGCCACUGGCGGUUUAAGCUGUUGCAUUUUAACAUAAAAAUGUUUUUGUAAAGCUUUCAUUCCUCUCUCUUUCAUUAUGUGUCAGCUCCCUGCGACGGGAGCCACAGGGAGAUGGUAUGAAAAUGUGAAACAAAAAAAAAAGAGCAA